AUGGCCACCUCCACCCUGUCCCUCUGCUCCAGUGACCUGAGCUACGGCAGCCGGGUCUGUCUGCCCGGGUCCUGGGGCUCCUGCACUGGCCCCUCCUGGCAGGGGGACGACUGCCCCAAGAGCUGCUGCAAGCCCCCCUGCUGUGCCCCCAGCUGCUGCCAGUCCAGCUGCUGUGCCCUGGCCCCCUGCCUGACCCUCGUCUGCACCCCUGUGAGCUGCAGGUGCAGCCCCUGCCAAUCAGCCUGCACCAGCUUGUGCAAACCCUCCUGCUGCCAGCUGUCUAGCUGCCAGCCCUCCUGCUGCACCUCUUCCCUGUGCCAGCAGGCCUGCUGCAUGCCUGUGUGCUGUGAGCCCAUGUACUGUGUGCCCGUCUGCUGUAAGCCCGUCUGCUGCAAGCCCGUCUGCUGCAAGCCCGUGUGCUGCAAGCCCAUGUGCUGUGUGCCCGUCUGCUCUGGGGCUGCCCCCUGCCCAGCGCUCCCAUGCUGCCAGCCCACCCCCUGCCCCCCAUCCUGCUGCAGACCCUCCUCCUGAGUGUCCCUCAUCUGCCGCCCUGUGUGCAGGCCCGCCUGCUGCGUGCCCGCCUCCCCCUGCUGUGCCCCCGCCUCCCCCUGCUGUGCCCCCGCCUCCCCCUGCCAGCCCAGCUGCUGCCGCCCGGCCUCCUUGGUGUCCCUGCUCUGCCGCCCCACGUGCGCCCGCCCCGCCUGCUGUGGCCCCGCCCCGGCCCAGAAGUCCUGCUGCUGA
This is a messenger RNA of Manis javanica (Malayan pangolin), 741 nucleotides long. The record is from RefSeq and is a predicted model, not a curated record. NCBI's taxonomy places the organism in Eukaryota, Metazoa, Chordata, Mammalia, Pholidota, Manidae.